CAAAGCACGGAAUUGGCAAUAAGCUCUAGACCCUUCUCACGGAAAUGGCAAGUAUUAUUGUUAUACUAUGUUGACCAAGAAGCCUGUUGUGAUAAACAAUAUUAUAGCGGUAGCCAUGGGAAACUCUUCUGGGAAAGCUAGUACAAAAAAUGUUCCAAAACAAACGGGAUGUUCCAUAAAUUUCAUUGGACACUCGCAAUUGGAGACUGAGCAAAGUUUGGCAGCCUUAGCGGAGUCAAAGGAAAGAAGAAGAGCUGAUUUACUGGCAUUUGAAGAGCAGCAAGCAAAAAGGCUGGCAGAUGAAGCACAGUUGAGGAGUUUUUCUCAAGCAAAUCAUAAUAAAUUUCUUAAUCAAAUAACGGAGAGCCAAAAAGAAUUUGAGUAUAAACUGGCAGAAGUACAUCAGCAAAAAGAAGAAUCACGACAAAAAUUCUCGAAACAGCUACAUGAAACAGAAGCUGAAAUGGAAGCCAGUGUUAUUGAUGUUUUGAAAAGUAUACAGGCUCACAGAGAUCAAAAACAACUCCAAGAUCUGGUGAAAGCAGAAGAAAAUCAAAGCCGGUCUCUGCUAGCCAUAAAGCUAGAAGAAUUCAAGAACCUACGAAAAGAAGAUAUUUUGGCUGCCAUGAAGACACAGCUAGAACAAGAUAUAUCUGGUCAAAAAGCUAACUUCAGUAAAAACCUCUUUCGUGAUAUCCAAAUACAGGAUGAAGUAAAAAACCGCCAAAUUGAAAAAAUUCUACAACAUCGGCAAAAAGAUCAAGCUGAUCUAGUCAUGUCGCUUUUACAAGAAGAGUCUUGGCAGUAUCAGGCGUUCUCAUCGUUUCUGUCCAAACGUGACCGACGGACUGCCGAGUUAACUGAAGAUAUUCGAACAGUCAUAACUAAACUGAAUCAACUGACCGCUUGGGAAUUGGAUCGCAAAAACCGUCAAUUAGACAUCACCAAUAACUUGCUGUUGGACAACCGCCUUCAUCUCGCUGAAUUGCUAUCCCAGUUGAUAGAGCAACAACAAAUGCGCCGCAAAGAUCUCAAGCUCCUUCUGGAAGAAAUGGAAGUUCAACGACAAAAUCAAGCAUCCGACUAUUGGCUUGUGCAGUUCCAACGCUUAGUAGAUAACAUACCCGAUGGCAUUCAAUGUCCCAAAGACUAUCGACCAAGUGCCCCUAAUUGUGCUCUGGAUGACGCCGUUGCUUCCGCUCCUCCUGUGGAAGUUUUUAUGGAAACUUACUGUGUAGUCUGCUUAGAUAAUUCUUGCCAAGUUAUCUUCCUUCUUUGUGGACAUCUAUGUUGCUGUGUCGAAUGCGGCAGGAAACUAAAUCAAUGUCCCAUGUGUAGGACAACCAUCGUGAAACAACUCCAAGUACAUUCAUAAUAUGUAUCAUUGUCGUUAUCAUUCAUAAUAUCUUUAUUGCUGAUCAUUGUCAUAUCUGUGUGCCUUUGGCAUCUCUAAGAAAAUGGUUAUUCACUUUUUUCCAAAUACUGUCGUUUAAUGUCGGAAUUUCGUACUU
Messenger RNA from Daphnia carinata, 1511 nucleotides. RefSeq names its product E3 ubiquitin-protein ligase LRSAM1-like. The record is from RefSeq and is a predicted model, not a curated record. Bases 68 to 1375 code for a protein of 435 amino acids. Gene Ontology annotation, biological process: regulation of cell cycle. NCBI's taxonomy places the organism in Eukaryota, Metazoa, Arthropoda, Branchiopoda, Diplostraca, Daphniidae. Gene Ontology annotation, cellular component: cytoplasm; spindle microtubule; nucleus. The transcript is spliced from 8 exons.